Messenger RNA from Cutaneotrichosporon cavernicola, 1038 nucleotides. RefSeq lists its product as uncharacterized. Gene Ontology annotation, biological process: dGTP catabolic process. The transcript has a single exon. The record is from RefSeq and is a predicted model, not a curated record. Lineage: Eukaryota; Fungi; Basidiomycota; Tremellomycetes; Trichosporonales; Trichosporonaceae. Gene Ontology annotation, molecular function: dGTPase activity. Bases 1 to 1038 code for a protein of 345 amino acids. Gene Ontology annotation, cellular component: nucleus.
AUGACGCACGCGUCCGAGUUCAAGUCGGGGCAUUUCCAGCGUAUCCGCCUCACCCCAACCUCGGCCACCAUCACCGACGACAUAUACGGCCAACACGAGAUCACCGAGCCUCCCCUCGUCACCCUUCUGGCAUGUGAGCCUGUCCGUCGCCUUGGCCGCGUCCACCAACACGGCAUGAGUGGUCUCCUGGGCCUCACUCCUCCCGUUACGCGUCUCGAACACAGUGUUGGCGCCAUGUUACUUGUCCGACGCGUUGGCGGGAGUGUGGCAGAACAAGCAGCCGCCCUCCUCCACGAUAUUAGCCAUACCGCACUCUCGCAUGUGGCCGAUGACGCAUUUCCCAGUGCUGGAUCAUACCAUGAAAUCCAUAAGGCGCGGUAUGUCGCCACGACGUGUCUCCCCGCCCUAAUCAAGGAGAUCGGAUUACCAUUGGAAGUACUGGAUGAGGAACUUUUCGGAUUGGUCGAACAGAGCGCGCCCCGACUUUGUGCGGAUAGGCUGGAUUAUGGCCUUCGGGACACCGUGGCGUUUCAACACCUCGACAUCGAGAUUGCAAAGGCCAUCUUUGCAGAUGUUUCCGCGUUCCCCGGGGUAAAUGCGAAUAAUCGCUGUCUCGCCCUCAGUAUACCAGAUCUCGCACUCGCACUUGCGCGCGCUUACAUCGCGACCGACGCAGGCGUGUGGUGUAACCCCGCCCACACGGAUAUGUAUCUGCGCGCAGGCGCACUCAUUCGGAACCUUGUGGCGGACGGACGCUUGGCCGAGGCUGAUCUGUGGCUCGACGAUGAGGCGUUCUGGGCCUCGAUGCGCGCCGCAUGUGACGAUGACGGCCGUCGUGAGAUGGACGCCCUGUAUACCAUUCCCGAGGAGAAGGGCCUCCGGCUUUCCAGUGACUGUAAGAUUCGCACGCUCGACCCAGACAUGGUCGUCGACGGCACUCUGGCUCCCCUGUCGCAGGUCAACCCCGUGUGGAACAAGGAGAGGCUGGCAUACAUCGCCGGUCGCAAGAUGCUCAUCAACCCACCCCCAACGGCGUGA